UUUAAUAAACUCAAAAUGUAGUGUCUUAGCCCUAAGCUUAUCCCCGUCUUAAUAUUGAUUCCUGCAUGGUGGAGAGGUCGGUAGAGGCAGAAGUCCAAAAUGAGAGUAAUUAGUGAUGAUAAUUAAUUACUCGCAGCAGAAGGUCAUACAUAUUUUAUCUAAAACCACUAAACCAGGCUCUCCUGACUGGCUGUCGUCGUCAAGCGAGAGAUCAGAAGUGUCCAUUAACACCAUCACGUGGGGGAGUCCCAACUUCAGUUCUUCAUCUUGAAUUCCUCUGUGACUACAUUUUGAAGCUGAAAAUGGAAAUUGGGUUUGGACGCUGCUUUGCUUUUCUUCCCUUCUCCAUUUUCCGGGACACUUUUUUCAAAUUGGCCUCGGUAGUGUCCCCAUCCUUCUCUGGUUCUCCACUCUCUUUUUCUGGCUUCUCUUUACCAAUAAACACCCUAAUAAUCCCAAAAAAAAAAAAAAGACAAAAAGAAACAUGUCGGGAGGCGAAGCUAUUCCAGACAACCCGCCGGCAGACAGAGAGCCGCCGAGUGAGAUGGAAUCCGGCCGCCGCCUCCACCGGCUCCCUGGCCAUGGCGGGCGUCACGACUUGAUCAAGGUCCGUCGUUUCGUCUUACAGUGGUUUCAGGAUGGAGUGGGUUGGGGGCUGACGGCGCGGCUCGCGUUCCAGAGCUUGGGAGUGGUUUACGGCGACAUCGGGACGUCGCCGAUGUACCUCUACGCGAGCACGUUCAGCGACGGGAUAAAGCACGACGACGACGUCCUCGGCGUUCUGUCGCUCAUACUGUACACCCUCACCUUGAUCCCGCUUGUCAAAUAUGGCUUCGUCGUCUUACGCGCCACUCAUAAUGGAGAGGGCGGGACGUUUGCAUUAUACUCGCUCAUAUGCAAACACGCGAGGGUGGGGCUGCACGGUCAACCAACAAUAGAGGAUGACGACGAAGACGAAGACGAGGACCAGAAAAAUGAGGUGUCGAAGGAUGCUCGAGAAAUGGCUUCGAGGCUCAAGUCGAAGUUAGAAGACAGUGAAUUCGCAAAGUACGCGCUUCUCGUCGCAUCGAUGUUUUGUGCUGCCAUGGUCAUCGGAGACGGAGUUCUCACUCCUUGCAUCUCAGUUUUGUCAGCGGUGGGAGGUAUCAAGCAGACUAUAGAAUCCAUGACGCAAGGGUUGGUGGUGGGUAUCUCGAUAGCCAUACUGAUGGGUUUGUUCGCGGCCCAGAGAUUGGGCACCGAGAGGGUGGGUAGCUGUUUCGCGCCAGUAAUGUGCGUGUGGUUCGUAAUUAACGGUGGGAUCGGCCUCUACAACCUCCUGAAGUACGAUCCAUCGGUCGUCAGAGCUCUGGAUCCGAGGUACAUCGUCCGAUACUUCAACAGGAACGGGAAGGAGGCGUGGAUCUCCCUCGGCGGUGUGGUCCUCGCCACCACGGGCAGCGAGGCGAUGUUCGCCGACGUCGGCCACUUCUCGGUUCGGGCCGUGCAGCUGAGCAUGUGCGUCGUCGUGUACCCCGCCCUCGUCCUCGCCUACGUGGGGCAAGCCGCCUUCCUGACCAAGAACCCUCACUUGGUGGUUGACGCCUUCUUCAAAUCCAUCCCUGGGACACUUUACUGGCCAGUGUUCGUGGUGGCCAUUCUGGCGUCAGUGAUAGCUAGCCAGGCGCUGAUUUCAGGGACGUUCUCCAUCGUCCAGCAGUCUCACUCGAUGGGCUGCUUCCCUCCGGUGACGAUCGUGCACACUUCGUCAAAGUCCCCCGGCCAGAUCUACGUGCCGGAGGUGAACUGGCUGCUGAUGGUGGCCUGUGUCGCCGUCACGGUUAGCUUCCAAACCACCGCCGGGAUUUGCAACGCAUACGGGAUGGCAGUGGUGCUGGUGAUGGUUCUCACCACCUCCUUCCUAGUACUGAUCAUGGUGAUGAUCUGGAAGGUAAACUUGCUGCUCGUCGUCUCCUUCGUGGCCACCAUCGGUACAACGGAGCUAGCCUACUUAACCUCCGUCCUUUACAAGUUCCCACAAGGAGGCUACCUUCCGUUGACUUUCGCCGGCGUCUUGAUGCUAAUCAUGUACACGUGGAGCGACGUCCAGAGGAGGAGACACCACUACGAGCUCCACCACCGGAUCUCACCUGACGAGGACUCGAUCGGCGCCGGAGCCACCACCCACCACAGCUUGAGCAGGCUCCCAGGGAUCGCCGUUUUCCACUCCGACGGCGAUCCGGCGCCUCUCCACGGGAUCCCGCCGGUUUUCAAGCACUACGUGGCCAACAUCCCGGCCCUACACUCGGUCGUGGUCCUCGUCUCGAUCAGGACCGUCCACGUGGCCAGGGUUCGGAUCGAGGAGAGGAUGACGUUCAGCUGCGUGGGCCCCCCAGAGAUGAGGAUGUACCGUUGCGUGGCGAGGUAUGGGUAUGAGGACGGGAAGAGGAGGAGGAGUGGGGAGAGUGGACACGUGGCGUUCGAGGAGAUGAUGGUGAAGGUUCUGAUGGAGUUCGUGAGAGCGAACGUGGUAGGGCUCGAGUUGGUGGAAGAGAUGAAGCAGAUUGAGCGAGCUUGGGACGAUGGGGUGGUCCACUUGAUUGGAGAGUAUGAGAUGAUUGCUGGGGAAGGAUGCGGGUUUUGGAAGAGAUUAUUAGUCGAUUGGGGUUACGGUCUUUUGAGAAAGAUCGUGUGGCGGCGGAGCGGUCCGAGGAUGUUUGAUCUGCCCUGUAGUAGGACAGUGAGAGUUGGGAUGACUUACCAGCUCUAGUACUUGAUCUUUAAUUAGAAGAACAAAGAACCUAAUUAAGUUUACCUACCUUUAUGUAAAGGGUCUCUAUUUUCUUUGUUUGUAAUGGUAAAAAUGCUAGCUAUGUAUGGUUUGGUUUAGUUUAGUUUAGUGGGUCUUGUUGUGGGCUCCAGAAUUGUUUGGGCUACUUGGAAAUUAACCCACAAUAAUUUGGUCUGCAAGCCCAAGAAAUGUUUGGACCUUUGGCAGUGAAAAAAAGAUAAACAAAGUCCAGGAGUGACCGCAUGCCCAAGCCUACACAUACUGGUGUUUAGAUGGCGGCUUUUUUUUUUUUUUUGGGUGAUAUGAUGGCGGCUUUCUCUAUUGUACUAAUGUAAUUAUUAUUAUUAGCUUAUUAACAUGUGAGUGGCGGCUUUCUUACUGACGAAAUUAUCAGAAAUAAGAAAAUCUGAAAAAAUUGUAUAUUGAAAAAUAAUUUAAGUAGAUCAAAGAUCCGAGAAGUGGAUUAGUAGAUUCAUCGUGGUUUGCACAUGAUUUAGCUACUUAAUUUGAAUAUAUUAUCAACAUCAGACGCAUAAAAAUUAAUAUGGAAGUACUUAUGCAGAUGGUUAGAGACUGAAUUUGAAUUUAUUUAUUAAAAUUUUAUUAAGAUAUGCUCAACAAAGAGAUAGUAUGGCAUAUAAUAUAUUAGUUGAUUUUUUAUUAUCAUAAAUAGAUCUAACUUUUUCUCGUUCAAGUUUGGCACUAUCCUUUUGUUCUACAUAUCCCAAUUGAAGUUGAAGUGAAUACCCUUUGAAAUGUAUUCAGUUAGAUCAAGACGAUGAAUCCAAGAUUCAUGUCCAAUCGGAUUGUCAGGUUCUCGUAUGUUCAAUCACCGACGUUUCAUCUGCGUAGUAGUUAUGAAGAUGUGUAACAUGGGUUGGUUCGAUAACCGAGUUGCUCGCUUAUUUAGCUAGAUCUGAAUCCUCGGAUUUCUGGAAGAAGAAAAAAACAUAAAAUCUUCAAAUAUGUAUGAAGCCAACUUGCUAGUGCAUGUUCUUUUCGUGUUGAGGAACACGUGUCGUGUAACCUGCUUCCCUUUUUUCCCCCUGCACGUAGUGGAGAUAUAACCACUGCUUUUAUAUAAUCGUCGUACUACUCGUCUAUGUAAAACGUGUUGAAGUUGUUUGAAUAUUCAUCGAUAAAAACAACAAACAAAAAGGAAUGGUUCAAUAUUAUUUAUACGGUAACGACGAGAAAGGUUGUGGAAGACGACAAAGAUGGAGUCGUUGAAGCUCCCUUGCCUUGACUUUUGUCUCACAAUUUCCCCCACCCUACCUACCAGCGGCCCGUUAAGUGACAGAGUCGAGCCGUCGAUCGAGAUGGUUACUGAUAAACUUUUUGGAUUCCAAAUUGUACGAUCCAAAACCAACUCAAAGCUUUGUAAUUUUCACGUCAACUGGGUGCUUUAAUUUCAGAACAUUACGCUUUUUUCUUUAUCAUCCUCAUGUAAGUGAAUAAUUUGUAUUCAUUCAUGAGUUAUUUACAUUUCUUUUGAGUGGGAUUUUACGAAGUGUUUUUUUUUUGUUUUUACGGUACACAUUGAUCUUGUAUUUUGAACGUAAUGGUACAAUUUAUGGUUGUACCUAUACUAUUUCGUACAAAUCAUAUUACGGUACUGAAUUUUUUGUAUAGUUAUAUCUUGGUACAACUUCAAAUUUUAACAAAAUAUGUGAAGUUAUACAUUUUACUUUAUAGUUAAGCCUCUCGAAAUCGUGCAAGAAUCCUCGAAAGUCAAAUUUUCACAUAAUCUAGAACGCGACUUUAUUAUGAGUAUACUAUGAAUAACCUGCAGAAAUCGAUUUGGACCAAUCUGAAGGCUGCGUGAAUAUACUUUCCAACUCUUUUCUUUCUGGAAUAUUCUGUUUUAUUCUUGUCUGGAGUUUAUCUAUAGUCUAUACAUACACCUCGAUAUCUACCUACGUGAAUAUAUAGUGCAUCCACAACAAAUACAUUUGUUGUAU
This is a messenger RNA of Linum trigynum, 4731 nucleotides long. NCBI's taxonomy places the organism in Eukaryota, Viridiplantae, Streptophyta, Magnoliopsida, Malpighiales, Linaceae. The record is from the annotation of a GenBank genome assembly.